Molecule: messenger RNA, 1272 nt
Organism: Danaus chrysippus (African queen)
Lineage: Eukaryota; Metazoa; Arthropoda; Insecta; Lepidoptera; Nymphalidae
Source: the annotation of a GenBank genome assembly
AUGGCGAUAUGCGACAAGUGGGUCGCGAUCAAGAUACUGGAGUUUUUGUUGUGCGUGGCGUGCCUGGUGGCUAAGCGCGUGUCUACUGAUGACGAGGCGCGUCUCGCUCUGCUUCUACAGAAGUUGUCCCGGGAAUGGUCUCUACUGACGUCUGUCACCUGGGAUUCCAAUGGAGGGGCAUUUGCUGACGCGGUUUAUGGAGGUUACGUUGUAAUAACCUUCGCCUUAAUCAUCGGCCGAGUGUUCCAAGAGAUACCGAGGGGGCGGAGGAUAUUGGAAGGCAUUUUUCUGGGCUUCGGAUUGAUAUUCUUCCUUAUUUUGGGUGGUCUAGAGUUGGCGUCUUUAGAUUCAGUACCAAAUAAUUUAAUAGUGAACGCCUCUGUACUGGGGUCGCUGUCUCUGGCGGUAGCGGUUCUAUUCCUCAUAGAUCUCAUGGGCCCCAGGGUGUACACCGCCACGCGACCCUCACAGACGGACAAAACAUCACAAGAGAUAGAGAAGAAGAUAGCUGUUGUGACGGAAACUAAAACCAACGGCCACGUACCGAAUGGAAAGCAGAAUGGACACGUACCAGCUGACAGACCCAAGGACUUGGAUCUAGACGAUGAAAACAAUACAAAUAAACAUGACGCCAAAGACGAGACCGACUUGUUCGACGAACCUAAACGAUAUACGAAGCUAGACGACCUCCCCAUAGAAAAGGUCCUGGAGAGGUCAAAGUUCGGGUCACUACGAAACGGAAUAGAGUCGGGGAACUACGUCAGAUUAUCAGACCCCCUCGCGCCGCUCACGAUACCAGAUAGACUGCACUACGAACAGGAGUUGGCGAAAUUCAACGAGAAGUAUCUAAGAGAGUACAUGGACUACGGCCCGGGCAGGCUCGCUGUUAAAGAAAACUACCUGCCUGAACUACAGACACCGGUGUUCUCUAAGAUAAACAAGACGGGAAAGACGAAGAGCUCAUACGACGAGCAGCCGCCCAGCUACGAGCAGAAGAGACCGUCCAAGUCUCCCACACGAGCCAGGAUAGUGCCAUCACCCACCAUACAACAACUAGAGGAUUACUUGAAGAGUUCCAACAGACUCAAACGAGCUGACACUCCCGCUAUGUUCCCUAUGGAGCCUAUAGAAGAGAGGGACCGAGAGCCCCAAGACAUAGAAGGCCGGGCCUCUGGCACCCCCACGGACCCGGGGUACGUGCAGUAUACUGCCGGUAGAUGGCCCGACAAGACCCGGGAAAUACGGACCCCAAGACACAGCCCUACUGAGUGA